Molecule: messenger RNA, 1356 nt
Organism: Gossypium raimondii (Peruvian cotton)
Lineage: Eukaryota; Viridiplantae; Streptophyta; Magnoliopsida; Malvales; Malvaceae
Product: plastid-lipid-associated protein, chloroplastic
Exons: 3
Coding region: 146-1126 (326 amino acids)
Source: RefSeq, a predicted model, not a curated record
AGAUGCUCAUUGACAAUUAUUUAGGACAUUACGCCGUGGUUUUCUUUUAAUUUGGUCACUGUUGAAAUUGUAUGGUCAUACUUGCAUAUAUCGAUCUCCCCUGUUUUCUUCUCUGUAAAUUUUAUAACUUGGAACCUAGACACCCAUGGCUACUGUUUCUCAAUUGAAUAACUUUCCAUGCAAGACCUUCUUAAUAACCCCACAAAACAGUAACUUUACCUCAAAACUUCCGGUUCUGCCUCUAAACUCUACAAAACCAACUCAGAAUUCGAUCAAGAAAUCUCAAUUUUUGACCCAGAAAUCAGUCCAGCCAAGGCCUGUUUUCCAGGUCCGUGCUUCGGACGCCGACGACGAAUGGGGCCCGGACAAGGAGGAGCCAGUUGUAAUCGAGAGUCCUGGAGUGGCCGUGGCGGAAGAGAAGAAGCCUGACGAUGCGGGGGAAAUAGAGAGCUUGAAGAAAGCUUUGGUGGAUUCGUUUUAUGGGACGGAUCGUGGCUUGAAAGCUAGCAGUGAGACCAGAGCUGAGAUUGUUGAGCUUAUAACUCAGCUCGAGGCCAAGAACCCGACUCCAGCACCAACUGAGGCUUUGCCUCUUCUCAAUGGCAAAUGGAUUCUCAAGUACACAUCAUUCCCGGGUCUGUUUCCACUGUUGUCAAGGGGUCAAUUUCCUUUAGUUAAGGUGGAGGAAAUAUCACAGACCAUUGAUGCCGAAAGUCUCACUGUGCAGAACUCUGUUCAGUUCGCUGGACCAUUGGCCUCAAGUUCUAUUAGUACCAGUGCUAAAUUCGAGGUUCGAAGCCCCAAACGUGUGCAGAUCAAGUUUCAAGAAGGCAUAAUUGGAACUCCCCAGCUGACAGACUCCAUAGUGUUACCAGAAAAUGUGGAAUUUCUAGGACAAAAAAUUGAUCUCACUCCUAUUAAGGGCUUGCUGACCUCUGUGCAAGACACAGCUUCAUCUGUUGCAAAGACCAUUUCCAGCCAACCGCCAUUGAAGAUCCCAUUAUCAAACAGCAAUGCUGAAUCAUGGUUGCUUACAACAUACCUUGACGAUGAACUGCGGAUUUCAAGGGGAGAUGCUGGGAGUGUGUUUGUGCUCGUCAAGGAGGGCAGCGCUCUCUUGAACUAAACUCUGGGUUCCGGUUCUUCUUCUUCCUCAGCUAUGUAUUAGAGUUAUCUGUUGUCGUGGUUUUUAUUAAGACAGAAUGUCAGAACUAUACACUUAUAUGGGUAAUACAUGGUCAUGGACUCUAUUUGUUGUAACACUUGGUUCCAACUUGCUGUCUCAAGCAAGGAAGAGUUGGUAUAUACUACUUGAAACAUAUAUACAUAUCAUCUAUAUAUAUGCCUAUUCAUGUA